AUGGCUGAAUUACGAUAUGAUGGUCAGACCGUAGUUGUCACGGGAUCCGGAGGCGGACUGGGUCGAGCGUAUGCCCUCUUCUUCGCCUCGCGAGGAGCCAAUCUGGUUGUCAAUGACUUGGGAGGUAGCUUCAAGGGCGAGGGUGGUGGGUCGGCGGCCGCCGACAAGGUCGUCGAAGAGAUCCGAUCAGCUGGAGGCAAGGCCGUCGCCAACUACGACUCUGUAGAGAAUGGCGAUGCCAUCAUCCAAACCGCCAUCCAGAACUUUGGCCGCAUCGAUGUCCUCAUCAACAACGCCGGUAUCCUCCGGGAUAUCAGCUUCAAGAACAUGAAGGACCAGGAUUGGGAUCUGAUCAUGAAGGUCCAUGUCAUUGGUGCAUACAAAUGUGCUCGUGCUGCAUGGCCUCAUUUCAGGAAACAGAAGUAUGGACGGGUGAUCAACACUGCUUCCGCAGCAGGCCUCUUCGGGAGCUUCGGUCAAUGUAACUAUUCGGCUGCGAAGCUCAGUCAGAUUGGAUUUACGGAGACUCUUGCGAAGGAGGGCUUGAAGUACAACAUCAUCUGCAACGUUAUUGCGCCAAUCGCCGCUAGCCGGAUGACUGCUACGGUUAUGCCCCCGGAUGUGCUAGAUCUGCUCAAGCCAGAGUGGGUGGUACCACUUGUCGCCGUCCUUGUGCACAAGUCGAACAGCUCAGAGACUGGCUCAAUCUUCGAGGUUGGCGGUGGUCAUGUAGCCAAGCUCCGAUGGGAGAGAGCGAAAGGCGCACUGCUCAAGGCCGACGAUAGCUUCACACCAGGCGCUUUGCUGAAGAAGUGGGAUGGUGUCAGCGACUUCUCCGAGCCCAGCUAUCCCACUGGACCAGCGAACUUCAUGGAGUUACUGGAGGACGCCCAAAAGCUACCACCAAACCCACCUUCAGAGAAGAUCGACUACAACGGCAAGGUCGCACUUGUGACCGGAGGAGGAGCUGGGCUUGGGAGGAUCUACUGUUUACAAUUCGCGAAAUACGGUGCAAAGGUCGUGGUCAACGAUCUCAUGAAUCCCGACAAUGUUGUAUCUGAAAUUCAGAAGCUCGGCGGGCAAGCAGUCGGUGUCAAGGCCAGUGCUGAGGACGGAGAUGCGGUCGUCAAGGCUGCCAUCGAUGCGUACGGGCGUAUCGACAUCAUCGUCAAUAAUGCUGGCAUCUUACGAGACAAGGCGUUUGCCAACAUGGACGACAAGAUGUUCCAGCAAGUGCUGGACGUGCAUCUCCGAGGCACCUACAAGGUCAGCAAAGCCGCUUGGCCAUACAUGCUCAAGCAGAAGUACGGACGCAUCGUCAACACAACCUCCACCUCCGGCAUCUACGGUAACUUCGGCCAGGCCAACUACGCUGUGGCUAAGUGUGGUAUCCUCGGCUUCUCCCGUGCGCUGGCACGAGAAGGUGCGAAGUACAACAUCAAGGUCAACACGAUCGCACCGAAUGCCGGCACGAACAUGACCAGGUCGAUCAUGCCCGAGGAGAUGGUGCAAGCUUUCAAGCCAGAUUACGUAGCUCCAGCUGUCCUGCUUUUGUGCUCAGACAAAGUACCUGAACCAGCUACUGGUCGUCUAUUCGAAAUCGGCUCUGGCUGGGUUGCUGAGACCAGGUGGCAACGAACAGGCGGUGCACAGUUCCCCAUCGAUGUUCAGCUCACGCCCGAGGAGGUUCAAAAGAACUGGCAAAAGAUUCUCAACUUCGACGAUGGUCGUGCUGAUCAUCCCGAGGACCCUGCUGCCGGAACUGAAAAGAUCAUGGCAAAUAUGGAGAACAAGGUCAACGCUCAGGCUAACAACUCUUAUGGCGGACCUGAGAAAUCUGGCAACGAGCAUUUGGCAAACAUCGAGAAGGCUAAGAAGGCGAAGGCGGAGGGCACAGAUUUCGCUUAUGAUGAGCGGGACGUCAUUCUUUACAACAUCGGCGUUGGUGCCAAGCGAACAGAUCUACCUCUCGUCUUCGAGAACGACGACAAGUUCCAAGUCCUGCCAACGUUCGGUGUCAUCCCGACAUUCAACGCGGUCGCACCUUUCAGCAUGAGCGAGCUAGUACCGAACUUCUCACCCAUGAUGCUUCUGCAUGGUGAGCAAUACCUUGAGAUUCGCUCGUUCCCUAUCCCCACCGAGGCCGUCACCACUUCAUACCCCAAGCUUGUCGAGGUGGUCGACAAGGGCAACGCCGGCAUCAUUGUGACAGGCUCCACGACCGUCGACAAGAAGAGCGGGAAAGAGCUCUUCUACAACGAGUCCACCGUCUUCAUUCGUGGUGCUGGUGGCUUCAACGGUCCCAAGAAAGGCACAGAUCGUGGUGCGGCGACACGCGUGUACAAGGCACCAUCCCGUGCACCUGACGCUGUGGUCGAGGAGAAGACGACAGAAGACCAGGCCGCGAUCUACCGACUCUCCGGUGACAGGAAUCCUCUGCACAUCGACCCCGAAUUCAGCAAAGUGGGUGGCUUCAAGACACCUAUCUUACAUGGGCUAUGCUUCUUCGGCUUCGCUGGUAAGGCUGUGCUGAAUACCUACGGUCCAUAUCGCAACAUCAAGGUACGGUUUGCAGGUGUGGUAUUGCCUGGCCAGACUCUGAUCACGGAGAUGUGGAAGGAGGGUAACACUGUCAUCUUCCAGACGAAGGUCAAGGACACAGGUAAGCUGUGCAUCGCUGGCGCAGGUGCGGAGUUGAUGGAUGGUGGUAAGAGCAAACUGUAG
Molecule: messenger RNA, 2724 nt
Organism: Recurvomyces mirabilis
Lineage: Eukaryota; Fungi; Ascomycota; Dothideomycetes; Mycosphaerellales; Teratosphaeriaceae
Gene: FOX2
Product: bifunctional hydroxyacyl-CoA dehydrogenase/enoyl-CoA hydratase fox2
Exons: 3
Coding region: 1-2724 (907 amino acids)
Source: RefSeq, a predicted model, not a curated record